Messenger RNA from Callithrix jacchus (white-tufted-ear marmoset), 5393 nucleotides. The record is from RefSeq and is a predicted model, not a curated record. Lineage: Eukaryota; Metazoa; Chordata; Mammalia; Primates; Cebidae.
AUUCUGGCUCUUAAAGGGGCCGAGCGGAGGCGCGGGGCCUGGGACGGGUUUCCGCUUAGGAAUUCCCGGGGACCAGCCACCUGCACCCGAGGGCGGAGGCGCGGCGCGGCGAUCAGCCUGCGCGGCGCUGGGCGCGACUCUGCUGUCUCCAGGUGGCGGCGAGGGGAAGCGCAUCCUGGGGGAACCCUGGGCGCUUUCUCCCUUAGACUCCUCCCUGUCGCCAACUGGCCACUGGCUGGUUUCCGUACCAAGGCAUGUUUUGUUCUAAUGGCCCCGUUAAAACUCCAGCCAGAUCACGUCCACCUGCUCCCAACCCUCCUGUGGCUCCUCCUUACUCUCAGCAGAAACUGACCUUUCCUCUCUUACCUCACCUCCUCCCACUCACUCUGGCUUACUCAGCGUCCGACACACUGAGCUCCUCGGUGUUCUCAAAUUUGCUUCUCACAGCCCUCAGAGCCAUCGCCCGUGCUUCCAAUGUUUCACCAUUGAGUAUGAUGUUAGCUGUGAGUUUUCCAUAAAUACUUUUUUUUUAAAUAUAAAGACGGUUUCACCAUGUUGGUCAGGCUGGUCUUGAACUCCCGACCUCAGGUGAUCCACCCGCCUUGGCCUCCAAAGUGCUUGGAUUACAGGCGUGAGCCACCAUGCCCGGCCUUUCAUAAAUACUCUUUAUCACAUUGAGGAAUUUUCCCUGUAUGAUUAAUUUUCUGGGUUUUUUUGUUUGUUUUUUGAGACGGAGUCUUGCUCUAUUGCUCAGGCUGGAGUGCAGUGGCACGAUCUCACCUCACUGCAACCUUGGUCUCCCAGAUUCAAGAGAUUCUCCUGCCUCAACCUCCUGAGUAGCUGGGACUACAGGCAUGCGCCACCAUGCCCAGCUAAUUUUUUUUUUUUUUUUUUUUUUUUUUUUUUGAGACGGAGUUUUGCUCUUGUUACCCAGGCUGGAGUGCAAUGGCGCUAUCUCGGCUCACCGCAGCCUCCGCCUCCUGGAUUCAGGCAAUUCUCCUGCCUCAGCCUCCCGAGUAGCUGGGAUUACAGGCACGCGCCACCAUGCCCAGCUAAUUUUUUGUAUUUUUAGUAGAGACAGGGUUUCACCAUGUUGACCAGGAUGGUCUCGAUCUCUUGACCUCGUGAUCUACCCACCUCGGCCUCCCAAAGUGCUGGGAUUACAGGCUUGAGCCACCACGCCCGGCCCUAAUUUUUGUAUUUUUAAUAGAGACAGGGUUUCACCAUAUUGGUCAGUCUGGUCUUGAACUCUUGGCCUCAUGAUCUGCCCCCCUUGGCCUCCCGACUUGCUGGGAUUACAGGUGUGAGCCACUGUGCCUGGCAGUUUUCUAUUUUUUUGUUUUGGUUUUUUUAAAAUCAUGAAGGUGUGUUGAAUUUUGUCAAAUGCCUUUUCUGUAUUAAUUGAGAUGAUCAUGUGUGUUUUUUUCCUUCAUUCUACUAAUGUGAUGUAUUACAUUGAUUUCUUAUGUUGAACCACCCUUGCAUUCCUUCAUAAAUCAUACUUGGACAUGGCAAGUAAUCCUUUUAAUAUGCUAAUGGAUUUGAUUUGCCAAUAUUUCGUUGAGGAUUUUUGCAUCCAUAUUCAUAAGAGAUAUUAGUCUGUAAUUUUCUUUUCUUAUGAUGUCUUUUUUUUUUUUCCUUGUGAUGUCUUUAUUUGGCUUUGGUAUUAUGGAUAUACCAGCUGCAUAGAGUGAGUUAGGAAGUGUUUCCUUCCCAUCAAUGUUUUAGAAGUUUGAAAAUGAUUCGUGUGAAUUCUUCUUUAAAUGUUUGGUUGAACUAACUCAUGAACCAUCUGGUCUAAGACGUUUCUUUCCUAGGUGGUUCUUUGCUAUGUAGAAGACAUGGCUGGUUACACCAAAUCAGCAUUCUUUUCUACAACUCUCCUGCAUUCAAAACCCUGAUUUCAUUUUGGUCUGCAAUGGCUUUUCUGGUAAGAAAAAGCUGACCUUACCCAAUCCUAGGAACAAGAGCUGGUCAUGGGCCCCAAUCCUGGCCAAUAGAACGUUAGGACAGAACUGAUGUGAGGAUUUUGGAAAUCGUUUUAGCUCUAUGAUACAAAGGAAAAUACCAGAGGAAAAACUCCUGUAAUAGACAUUAGCCAUAGAAAUCAUUACUGCCACUUGCCAAAAGUUUCCAUUUCUUUUGGUGGAUUGGUGGUGCCAUGUAGCCGUUUCUGUCCAAUGGUUUGUGAGCAAGUGACAUGGCAUAUGCCACUUAAGGGCAGAGCAUUUAAUGUAGACCUGAAAUCCUUCAGAGAUCUCUUUCUUUCUCCUUGGAAGAAACUGAAAAUGUUUGAGAUGGCAGUUGCUCCAUCACCCUGGAUCCCUGAGUGAUUCUGAUACCAGUGCACAAUGAAUAAGAAGCAUGACUCCUGUGGAUAUUUGACCUUCGACUCUACAACCUGUGACAAGCCACUUGAUGACAUGAACUGAAUUGCACUCCUGAAAGCACCGUGGAACAAGGUUCAUUCCAUUGGCUGGGCUGAUCCAAGUUCUGUGAGUGACUGCACAGUGCCCAGGGAGUUCCUAGCCUCCUUCCUCAGCCGUGGUCCGCCAUGCUGGACACCCUGUGUCUGCUUAGCCUUUCUUGCUCCACUCUGUGGGCCCAGAUGUUAAUCAGCUAUGCCUACGAGACCCUCUGCCAGCAAGCCCUCCUCUCGGGCAAUGACGUCCUGAAGUGUGACCAUCCCAUGGUACUCUGGUACUUCUCUUCCAUUCAGGGGGAAGAUCCUUCUCUGCUGAAUUCAGUGCCUUACAUAAGGCAAGUGCCUGGAGGCAGCCUCCAAUUGACCAAGCCUCAGCCCUCCCAGACGGGCCUCUGUCGCUGCCAGGGCAUUGAUGAUACCCUCGUGGUAGAAUACGAAAUCGACUUCCAGGACGUCACCACCGUUCAUGUUACGCACAAGAACCCGAACCAAAAACGCUUACAGAAUGAGACCCUGAGCCUGGGUGGUGAGGUACUUGUCUUUACCCACUGGGACCCCUGGCAGGACUGUAACCGCUGCAGGGAACCAGGUGAGCGCAAACGCCUGGGGUACUGCUACCUUCAAGAGCCCCUGGAAAAUCCCAUGCCCUGCCAGCUGUAUCUGAGAGACGAGAAGAUGCAAUUCAGCUGCAUGCGGCCAGAACUGCAGGUGGAAGCCUGCCACGUACCCUGCAACCCCGUCAAGGAAUUCACCAGCCAUACUUCAUCUAUGACAUUGCCCAGACCGGCAAGGGGACGAACAACAUGUGGCUCACCUUCCCCUCGGCCUCCAUCUACAGGUGACAGGACCAGGGCCAUAGCCCUGCCUUUGACCCUCACCCAGGCUUUCUUUUCCAUGCUCACCUGGGCUCCAGGGUUACCUUCCAACAGAAACCAGGCUCCUUCUCCCAGCCUCUAAGCCUUCAUGGUGGGUCUGUGCAGGAAAGGAUCUCUUCAUUGGCUUGCUGAAAUUUGCAUUCAGGAAGAAUUUCCCGGUGUUUCCUCUGAGUGUGCCCUGGGCAGGUGAUGUUAGGGAUACAGAAAUGACUAAGAAAGACCUACUUCUUGUAUGAACAGACUUCUGCUAUUCAGGGGGAGGCCAAAUGUAGAAUCUAGAGACCAACCUACUCAGGCCCAUGGGCUCACGCCAGUGCAGAUGUGAUUUCUGCCUCCUGAUCGGACCCUGGGGGAUACAAUUUAUCUAUCCAUCCUUGCCCCAGUGCUACAGUGUCUCUUUUGUUUGUUUUUUGUUUGUUUGUUUGUUUUGUUUUGUUUGAAAUGCAGUCUUGCUCUGUCACCCAGGCUGGAGUGCAGUGGCACAAUCUCAGCUCACUGCAACCUCCAUCUCCUGAGUUCAAGCGAUUCUCCUAUCUCAGCCUCCCAAGUAGCUGGGAUUACAGGCACCUGCCACCAGGCCUGGCUAAUUUUUGUAUUUUUAGUAGAGAUAGGGUCUCACUGUGUUGGCCAGUCUGGACUCAAACUCCUGACCUCAAGUGACCUGCCCUCCUCAGCCUCCUGAAGUGCUGAGAUUACAGACAUAAGCCACCAUACACGGCCCAUAGUGUCUUGUUAUACCUUUCAGUUAGUCAUGAUAUGUGGUAAUGUGUCCCAACUUUGUUCUUCACAAUUGUCUUGGUUAUUCUUGGCCCAUUGUAUACAAAAUUUUGGAAUCAGUUUGUUGUUUCCACCCAACUCUUUUUUUUAAAUAGGGACUUUAUUGAAUCUAAAUAUAAAUUUGGGGAUAAUCAAUAUAUAUUCAGUCUUUAGUCUUCCAGUCAAUGAAUGUGGCAAAGACUUCCAUUAGUUAGUCUUUUUUAUUUAUUUAUUUAUUUUUGAGACGGAGUUUCACUCUUGUUACCCAGGCUGGAGUGCAAUGGUGUGAUCUCGGCUCACCGCAACCUCCGCCUUCUAGGUUCAAGCAAUUCUCCUGCCUCAGCCUCCCGAGUAGCUGGGACUACAGGCGCGCACCACCACGCCCAGCUAAUUUUUGUAUUUUUAGUAGAGAUGGGGUUUCACCUCAUUGACCAGGAUGGUCUCGAUCUGUUGACCUCAUGAUCCACCCACCUCGGCCUCCCAAAGUGCUGGGACUACAGGUGUGAGCCACCACGCCCGGCCCCAUUAGUUAGUCUUUAAUUUCUCUCAAUAAUGUGAAGUUAUUAAUGUAGAGGACUCAUAUCUUUUAUUAUAUUUAUUCCUAGGUGUUUAUAUUUUUCAUACUAUCAAACACUGAUCCUUUUCAUUUCAUCUUUUAAUUCUUUGUUGCUUGUAUAUAAAUCAUAUUUAAUAUAUGACCAUGUAUCUAAUUUUUCACUUGUAUCUUACCUCCAGUAAAAUGCUGAGUGGAAAAGGUGAUGGCAGAAAUACUUGUGUUAUUCUCAGUGUUUUACUAUGAAGCAUAAUUUAGCCAUAGGUGGUUUUUUGUUUUGUUUUUGUUUUUUGUUUUUUGAGACAGGGUCUCACUCUGUCACCCAGGCUGGAGCGCAAUGGUACAAUCUCGGCUCACUGCAACCUUUGCCUCCCAUGUUCAAAUGAUUCUCCUGCCUCAGCCUCCCAAGUAGCUAAGACUGCAGGUGCCCGCCACCAGACCUGGCUAAUGUUUGUAUUUUUAGUAGAGACAGGGUUUCGCCAUUUUGGUUUCAAACUCCUGACCUCGGCGGAUCCACCCGCCUCAGCCUCCUGAAGUGCUGGGAUUACAUGUGUGAGCCACUGCACCUGCCCUGCCCUAGGUUUUUAAUAGAAACACUUUAUCUUCUUAGAAAAUUUCCUUUUGUUCCUAGUUUGCCAAAAGUUUUGAGCCAUAAAUGAAUGUCGAGUUUUAUCAGAUGCUUUUUCUGUAUCUACUGAGAUAAUAAUAUGGUUUUUCUCCCUGAUUCUGUUAAUGUGAAUUACAUUGAUUGAUGUUCAAAUAUAAACCCAAAUUUGCCUGCCUG